This is a messenger RNA of Caenorhabditis briggsae, 1212 nucleotides long. The transcript has 4 exons. The coding region runs from base 1 to 1212 and encodes 403 amino acids. NCBI's taxonomy places the organism in Eukaryota, Metazoa, Nematoda, Chromadorea, Rhabditida, Rhabditidae. The record is from RefSeq and is a predicted model, not a curated record.
AUGGUUUGGACCAAGAUGGGACAUCGAGAUGCAGAGGUCACUUGUAAAGCGUCUGGAGGCACAUUGGUCACUAUUAAAAACGCUAUUGACAACCAAGCAGUGUACAACUUUGCGAAUCAAGGAGGCGUCGAGGCCAUUUGGAUUGGAAUCUCCUGUUUCGGCAACACUUCAUCUUCCUGCUUCUGGGAUGACGCUUCUGGAUCCGCAGUGUCUUAUAACAACUUUCCAGCUGGCUCAAUAUAUGCUCCUUGCACUUCCAUGCAAACCGGCGAUUUUCAGUCACUCCAGGGAAAAUGGAUUACCCGAGAUUGUUAUGACUAUCCUGGAAUGUCUAUGUUCUCCCCAAUGCCAUUCGUCUGUGAAGUUCCGUCUACUGUGAAGCCUUGGUGGAUGGCUGGUUGCGUGAACAAUUACAACCGUUAUUGCUAUGUGAAAUCAAUGAACUUGGGAAUGGGAACCGAAAACCGUGCUGAUACUGGGACAAAUGCUGACCGGAUCUGUAAAUCUUUCGGAAGAAAUCUACCUUCGAUUCAUUCAAAAAUGGAAGUGGACUAUAUUCGAAAUUUGUACAACGGAACGAACACCACACAUGUCUAUAUUGGAGGGCAAGCAGGAACAGGGGACAGAUUUAACUGGCUGGAUGGAACAGCUUGGGAUUUCAACUACAUGGAUCCUUUAAACAUCCAAAAAGGAAAUUGUCUGGUUAUGGAUGUUCAAGGUGAUGGGCUUUGGUCCCAAGAGGAUUGCAGUCAGAAAUUCGAGUACCUUUGUAAAAGCUUGAUUAUUACUGAUCCAACCCCCGCGCCUUUGACUACCAAGACGCCUGGAAAUCCAGAAAUCGAAUCUGCCAAAGAAUCGAAACUUCCAGAAAACCUUCUAGACGCUUCCAACUGCAAUUCAACCCUCCUUCUAGCUCCUGGCUCCAUCUUCUCAUUUGGCUAUCCCAAUGCUCCAUCUUCUUACUGUACCUGGCAGAUUCGAGCCCUUGGACCUUAUCGGCUAGGCAUCUAUUUUAACUUCUGGGCCACUUACGGAGCAUUGAACAUCUCGGAUCAGUAUGGAAAUAAUAUUGGGAGCUUCAGUGGAACUUAUAACAGAACCCCAUUCCCAAGAUACACUCCGUUUAACAUUGCUACAGUAACCUUUGAGCCAAGACCAAAAACCGGGUCGGAAGAGGAUAAAGGGUUUCAUGCAGAGGUUUUGAUGAUUUGA